Messenger RNA from Symbiodinium natans, 2112 nucleotides. The record is from the annotation of a GenBank genome assembly. Lineage: Eukaryota; Dinophyceae; Suessiales; Symbiodiniaceae.
AUGAGCAAUGAUUUCCAGCAGCCAGAUCGCGUAGCUGUUGCAGCUAUCGAGGAUAGCGUGGACCUUUUUCAACUGGAUCCCGCGAACCUUGAGGCAGUAAACCCGGAGCUUUCCAUCUCCACGCCUAAAUCAGGUGACUCCUCAAGAAGCAAGCUCGAGGAGUUUGCGCUUCAACGCAAGAUCGAAAGGCUCCGGUCCUUCUACUAUGUCCUUCAGACGGCGAUGGGGACUUUGAUUGCCGGCAUCUCGAUCGCCAUCUUGACCGAAGUCCUCUGGCGUAUCAUCCCGGCUGGACGCGCCGCAGAGCAUGUCGUUUCGGGCUUUAGUGCCCUGGGCUGGUUUCUGACAUCGGCCACUGUGGCCAUAACUUCCACCUGCCCCGUCAACGAGCUCAACUUCAACUCCUUUGUGCAUGCAAGGCCGGUACUUUGCAUCUUCGUGGGGCUGCUGCCGGUGACAACCGCUGCCACGCGGCUCUGGGAGCUUCCGAUUCCCCGCUGGCUCUCCUGCGUCGUCUCCAUCCUGAUGUUGGUCCACGGCUGCAUCUACUGUUCGCCCUGCACCAGCUACAGAUGGCUGCCAUCCUUUGCCGUCCUCAUGGAGGUGUGGUACCUGGACGUGAUCUUCGCAUCAACUGUGAAUGAGAUCUCCCUGCAGGAGGAAGGACUUGGCACAGAUGUGUGGUUGGCGGUCCAUGCAACCAUGGCAUUCGCACUGCAGAUCUGGCUCUGGUGGAGGCGGUUUCCCUCCACCUCCCGGUUUUAUGCGGGAAGCUACAUGGCCAUAACCUGGAACAGCAGUUACUAUGCCUGUCGUGGCGUCGACCUGGCUCUCCAUCACAAGAAGUGGGAGGCCGGUCGUCAGCUCGACAUAGCAGUGCUAACCUCCUUUAGUAUCGCCGUGGUCGUGCUCUUGCCACUCCUCCUCGUCCUCUGCGUAGGGCGGAAGCGCCUGUUCGAUGGACUAGCCCAGUGGCUCGACCAGAGCCGACGACUGCAAGACGGGGCCUUCAUGGCCAUGCUGCUGGACUCCUACGUGGUCGAAGUGGGCCAACCUUGGUGGCUCUCCGAAGCCGAAGUUGCGUCAAGCAAGGAUGUCGCCUCUUGGUUGCCGAAGAUGAAGGGCAUGGCCGUCGGUUGCACCUUGUCCGUCUCCAAGACGAACAGCCUGCCGAAUGACCGACGCCCAGGCUUUCUCAAGGGCACGAUAGCGAAAGUUGCUGACGACGGCAAGAGCUUUUGGGUCCACUUCGAGAAAGCGCAAGGCACACGUGAAGGUGAUGAGAGCCUUCCUCAGGCUGAAGGCCUCCGGGGCUUUCAGGGUGAAGGCCUCCGGGGCUUUCAAGUCCACCGCAACCAGCAAGUAAUGCCCUGGCGCGAGCUCCUCGACCUAGGGCGCCGCCGUCUACGCUGCGUGGACUGGGCGUCUCAAAGUCAGGAGCUGUGGAUGCAGAGUUCGGGACCUGGUUUCGAGCUCUCGCGUCCAGUCGGCAAAGGCGAAGUCAUCGACUUCUUUGUCUCGCACUCGUGGUCUGACUCCCCGGAAGAGAAGUGGCGAGCUCUCCGGCUGGUCGCAGACAGCUUCCGGGAGCAUCAUGGCCGAUAUCCGACCUUCUGGAUUGACAAGUUUUGCAUUGACCAGCGACAGAUCGCAGAUGGCCUGCGUGUGUUGCCCGUCAACGUCAUGGCUUGUCGGCAGGUGCUCGUUCUGUGCGGGCCAACCUAUCCCACUCGCCUCUGGUGUGCAUGGGAACUUUGCGUCCUGUUGUCCUUCAUGCCGGUGCAGGUGGCCUUGAACCUGCUGCUGGUGAUUCCUCUCAGCGAGGAAGCACUCUUGCAACUGACCGCCUUCGACUGUUCCGUCUCCAGCUGCUAUGAUCCAAACGAGGAGCUGCGACUGCGCCAUGUCAUCGGCACGAUUGGCACGCAGCGAUUCGAGCGGAAGAUCCGGGCUUUGGGUCAGCUUAUCUGGGACCGAGAGCUGACUCGGAGCAAGGGAUUGCUUGUCGACGCCGUGAUUGGGCCUGGGAGCCAUUGGAAACCUGGUGAAGUCGACUCAUCUGGCGCAAUGUUUUGUAGAACUCCCUCUGGCGUGUCCAUAAUCGCAAUGUGA